This is a messenger RNA of Penicillium manginii, 1122 nucleotides long. RefSeq names its product zinc-dependent alcohol dehydrogenase family protein. Lineage: Eukaryota; Fungi; Ascomycota; Eurotiomycetes; Eurotiales; Aspergillaceae. The coding region runs from base 1 to 1122 and encodes 373 amino acids. The transcript has 4 exons. Gene Ontology annotation, molecular function: oxidoreductase activity; zinc ion binding. The record is from RefSeq and is a predicted model, not a curated record.
AUGGAGAGACCCAAUCAUUUUGAUCUUCCCCCUCUUAUGCGAGCUCUGGAGUACAAUGAAGCUCGAAAUUUCAGCAUCGUUGAGAAGCGUCUUCCGAUCAUUCGCGAACAAGAUAUCUUGAUCAAAGUCAAGGCCUGUGGAAUUUGUGGUACAGACCUCCAUAUUCACGAUGGCGAAUUUGGAGCUCAGUUUCCCCUUGUCCCUGGCCAUGAAACUGUAGGUGUGGUUGCAGCAUUUGGGAGCGGGGUUGUGGAUUUCAAUGUUGGAGAUCGUGUCGUGGCAGACAACUCUGAGUUGUGUGGACACUGUCAUUACUGCCGCCGAGGCAAGGAGCUCUUCUGCGAGAACUUUAUCGCCCAUGGAGUUAUGGUCGAUGGAGGAUUUGCGGAGUAUGCUACGUACCCUGCAAACCGUGUCUUCAAAUUCAAAAACCUCUCAGAUGUGGAUGCGACAUUGCUGGAGCCCGCAGCCUGUGCAGCCCAUGGACUGGAUAAGAUUGCCCCUCAAAUGGGAUCCAGCGUGCUUUUAUUUGGCGCGGGCCCGACAGGACUUAUCUUGGCCCAGCUCCUUCGUCAAAACGGUGGGUGUCACACUGUAAUUGCUGCACCGGCUGGGUUGAAGAUAGAGCUUGCCAAGUCUCUCAACGCUGCCGAUGAAUUUAUCGAGCUACCCCGCGAUGCAAAUACAGUGGCCGCUAGAAUGGAAGAACUUCGAACAAAACACCCGUAUGGUUUUGACAUUGUCGUUGAAGCUACAGGCAACGCAAAAAUUCUGGAAAAUUCCAUCAACCUCGUGACAAAAGGUGGCAAGUUGGUGGUAUACGGAGUUUAUGGUGACGACAAUCGCGUCUCCAUACCACCGAAUAAAAUCUUUAAAGAGGAAAUAAACGUGAUAGGGUCAUUCAGUCAGACCUAUAAGUUUCCAGCUGCUAUCGACUAUCUUGGUCAGUACCUCCCUGUCAAUAAGACUGAUCCACCAUUAACAAAUAAUGAACCAGCAGAUGGAAAUCGGAUUAAUAUUAGUGGAAUUGUUAACAAGACCUACAAACUGGAGCAAUGGCAGGCUUGCCUCGACGCAUUGGAGAACAGGUCGGUGAUUAAAGCUGCACUUGUGUUCGACUAG